CAUCAUGGAGGACGUAAGAGAGAACUGAAACAAGCACUGAGGCAGGAGUGCCAGGGACAUGAUCCACAGGUACAGUGACUGCUUUUUCUUUUACCAAAAAUUUCAGAUCACAAUUCUUUCAUGAUUAAUAAGUAUCAUUCCCUAUUCUUUUAGAUAAUUGAGUCCCCAGGAAGGUGUAACUUGCUGAAUGGAUCUCCUCAUGCCUUCCAACAACGUGACUGAGUUUGUUCUCUUGGGAAUCACGCAGAAUCCACACUUGCAGAAAAUACUGUUUAUUGUCUUUUUGCUCAUUUUCUUAUUUACAGUGUUGGCCAAUCUGCUCAUGGUCAUCACCAUCUCCCUCAGCCCUGUACUUUCAGCUCCCAUGUACUUCUUUCUCCCCUACUUGUCCUGCAUUGAUGCCCUCUUCAGCUCUGUCACAACUCCUAAAAUGCUCAUUGACCUACUGUACCAGAGGGGAACCAUCUCCUGGGGUGGCUGCAUGACUCAGCUUUUUGUGGAACAUUUCCUAGGAGGAUCAGACAUCAUCAUCCUGGUUGUCAUGGCCUAUGACCACUACAUGGCCAUCUGCAAGCCUCUUCAGUACAUGACCAUCAUGCAACAGUGGCUCUGCCAGUUCCUGGUGGUGGUGGCCUGGCUUGGGGGGAUCCUACAUGCCACUGUGCAGUUUGUUUUUGCAUUUGACUUGACCUUCUGUGGUCCCAAUGUCAUUGACCACUUCAGGUGUGAUUUCUUCUCACUGUUGAAACUUGCCUGCAGCGACACCUACAGGCUUGGGGUGGUAGUGAGUGCUAACAGUGGGGGCAUGUGCUUACAUUUUUUCAUGCUACUCAUCUCCUACAUAGUCAUCCUGAGCUCCCUGAAAUCCCACGGCUCUGAAGGACGGCACAAGGCCCUCUCAACAUGUGGCUCCCAAUUUACAGUUAUGAUACUCUUUUUUGUCCCUUGUAUAUUCAUCUACGCACGUCCUGUGGCCACCUAUCCUGUGGACAAGUUGGUAACUAUGUUCUUUCCAAUCCUCACUCCUAUGUUAAAUGCUAUCAUUUACACAGUGAGAAACACUGAGGUGAAAAAUGCCAUGAGGAGUUUGUUGAAGAGGAGAGUAACUUAGGCUGUUCAUGAUGCUAAGGAACUCAUGAUUUAUAUA
Messenger RNA from Camelus dromedarius (Arabian camel), 1147 nucleotides. RefSeq names its product olfactory receptor 4C46-like. NCBI's taxonomy places the organism in Eukaryota, Metazoa, Chordata, Mammalia, Artiodactyla, Camelidae. Gene Ontology annotation, cellular component: plasma membrane. The record is from RefSeq and is a predicted model, not a curated record. Gene Ontology annotation, molecular function: G protein-coupled receptor activity; olfactory receptor activity. Gene Ontology annotation, biological process: G protein-coupled receptor signaling pathway.